Zonotrichia leucophrys gambelii is the source of this 1873-nucleotide messenger RNA. It is a transcript of the gene FGF12, whose product is annotated as fibroblast growth factor 12. Gene Ontology annotation, cellular component: nucleus; cytoplasm. The coding region runs from base 736 to 1467 and encodes 243 amino acids. The record is from RefSeq and is a predicted model, not a curated record. Gene Ontology annotation, molecular function: growth factor activity; sodium channel regulator activity. NCBI's taxonomy places the organism in Eukaryota, Metazoa, Chordata, Aves, Passeriformes, Passerellidae. Gene Ontology annotation, biological process: regulation of voltage-gated sodium channel activity. The transcript is spliced from 5 exons.
UUUUUAAGAAUUUGAUUUUUUCGCCUUGUUUUUAAUUUGUUUGUUGGCCUGCUGCUUUUUCCCGUGGCUGCUUUUUCCUUCCCCUCCCGCCCUCUCUGAGAGCAGAGUGGGUAGGGGGGGAGAGGAGAAAGAGGAGGAGUGCGAACAGAAAUGCAGCGCGGCUCUCCCUGAGCCCGGCCGCGGAGCCGCGUCCAUGUGCGCGCCCUGCCGCGCAGCGCCUCGGAGCCACCGCGCCGGGGCUGGGGCUGCCCGCGGCCCGAGGGGUCUCUGACUCAUCCCACAGCCCCUCGCCGGAGGGCGGCCGGAGGGAGGAAGCGCCGCCGCCUGCGCCCGGGCGGAGCGGAGCGGCACCGCGCCGCAGGGACCCGCGGAUCCUCCGCGCCCCCCUCUCCUUUGGACACAGCGGACCUUCGCCAGCGGGGCGGCCGCUCCCGGAUCUACGCGGCGCUACCAGCCCGGCCGGGGGUCUCGCCGACGGCCGCCCGCGCCGGGAUUUGCGCUCCCCGGGGACAGACCCAUGGGCGGCGGGCUCCGGCGUCCAGCCAUGGUUGUUAGCCCGGGCGCCCUGCUCCGCCUGGCCGGCUGAGCCCUCCCCGGCGCCGGGACUCGGGGCUGCAGCGCGUUCCGCGGGUCGUUCCCGUGCCCGGUCCCCGCGGGGCGCGGCGGCGGCUCGGCCCCAGCGCGCCCGGGCGGCGCACCCCGGAGCGGAGCGGCGCGGGGGGCCCAUGAGCGGCGAUGGCAGCGGCUAUCGCCAGCUCGCUCAUCCGGCAGAAGCGGCAAGCGAGGGAGUCCAACAGCGACCGGGUGUCCGCCUCCAAGCGCCGCUCCAGCCCCAGCAAGGACGGGCGCUCCCUCUGCGAGAGGCAUGUCCUGGGGGUCUUCAGCAAAGUGCGCUUCUGCAGCGGCAGGAAAAGGCCGGUGAGGAGGAGACCGGAACCCCAGCUGAAAGGAAUUGUGACAAGGUUAUUCAGCCAGCAGGAAUACUUCCUGCAGAUGCACCCAGAUGGUACAAUUGAUGGGACCAAGGACGAAAACAGUGACUACACCCUUUUCAAUCUAAUUCCUGUGGGUCUUCGCGUGGUGGCAAUCCAAGGGGUGAAGGCAGGUCUGUACGUUGCCAUGAACGCUGAGGGAUAUCUCUACAGCUCAGAUGUUUUCACACCAGAGUGCAAAUUUAAAGAAUCUGUCUUUGAAAACUACUACGUUAUUUAUUCUUCCACGCUGUACCGGCAGCAGGAAUCGGGACGAGCGUGGUUCCUGGGACUCAAUAAAGAAGGUCAAAUUAUGAAGGGAAACCGAGUGAAAAAAACCAAACCCUCAUCACAUUUUGUACCCAAACCCAUUGAAGUGUGCAUGUACAGAGAGCCAUCGCUGCAUGAAAUUGGAGAAAAACAAGGACGCUCAAGGAAAAGUUCAGGGACACCAACCAUGAAUGGAGGCAAAGUUGUUAACCAAGACUCGACAUAGCUGACAAAUACCCUCCCUUCUUCCAACUCCUCCCCUCCCACCCACCUACCCACCCCACCUGGCGAAACCACACUGAGAUGAUGACAACUGGGCAAGGCAGGACCUACCGGUAGUGGCUUGGAGUGUGAACUCCAGAAUCUUUCUUUGUGUAGGACGAGAAAAUCGAAACCCAGAUCCUGCCUGUUGCAACGUUUUAAAAAACAACAACAACAAAAAAAAAAGUGAAGAAAAAAUGUUUUAAAUCAGGACUCCAUUAACAUUUUCAAAAGCAAACUGUUUGCUCUGUGAUCAAAGGGGGAAAAAUCUCAUCUCUGCAUAAUAAUAAUAAUAAUAACUAAUAAAUAUAAUAAUAAUAAUAAUAAAGAUGUUACCUUUAAAAAUAAAACAAAGCUUUUGGAAAAUUGAA